AUAAAAAAAACAAAACAGCCAAACGCGGCUUAAUGAAUGUUGAAAGCAGAUCGGUGUUCCGUACACAGGUAGGUUGUUCACGUUCACAAUCCUCCUUCCAACUUCCGAACUCGGAAACAAAAUCCCGUCGUCGACGGCUUUCUUCCCACUACCUUUUUAUUUAUUUAUAUAUAAUUUUUUAAAUUAUUAAAAAGGAAAAAACACUGAACAUCAAACCUCUUACGACAACACCGGACGGUUACAGACAGACCCAAGUCGAAGUGGCAAGUGACCGUCUCUCUCCUCGUUAGGAUGGCUGGGAGAGAAGAAAAUCGUAUAUUUGUUGGAGGGUUGGCUUGGGACACGACCGAGAGGCAACUUGAAGACGCCUUCAGUCGCUAUGGCAAAGUUCUUGAAUCUGUGGUGUUUUGGUUGUUGCAUGGCUUUCUCGGUGCCAUAUCAUGAUGAGAUGUUGUCGAGUUUUAUGGGGCCGACCGAAUUUUUUAUCGUAACUUGUUAGAAUUUCCUUGGUUAUCCUUUCAGUUCAUGAGUUUUGGCUUAGUUCAGCUGCUGGAAAAUGGGCAAUGAUAAAGUAAUAGAUUCAACUUGGGAUGUUGCUGGAUUAUAACGUGUUAAUUUAAUUCAACACUAUGGAACACCUUCAUUGAGUUUAAGAGUAGAGGUGGUUAAAUUUGGACACUUUCACUUACAAGAGUGUUUUAAGCAAGUUGGCAUACCUUCGGACAGAGGAUAAGGAAAACCAGUGUCAAUUAAUUGUAAUUUUGAAGCUAUUCAUCUCUCAUCUUUCAAUUACUCGAAUUCCUGUCAUACAUGGAAAGUAUCUUAUUUUCUUUCAAUUUACUUUGAAAGUUUCACUUUGAGGUUUCUAUUCAGUACCUGCAUGAUCUGGUUUGGUCCUUUGGCCUAUAGGCUCUUAAACCUCCUGCAAUGGCGAAAGGCUUUUGGAUAUCGGUGUACGGUAAAAUGGAAUGCAUGAGAAGUGCCAAAGAUAUAUAUAUGUAUUAGAAAUUGAAAUAAGUGGGAAUAUUUUUUUAUUUUAUUUUGAGAAAAAAGUAGAUUGUGUAGGAUUAUGUCUGAAGUGCUGGAGAACCGAAUCGUCUUGACCCUCUUAAGUUUGUUCUUUUAAGAUUUAAUGGGUGGAGUUUCUGCAGUUGUUUAAUGGAGGAUAAAUUGAUGGUACUGCAUUAUUGAAUUCUUGUGAGUUGAGUUUUUGCAGUGGCUGACCUUUUGGUUUUGUAAUGUCAUUUAUACUCAUGAUCAGACAAUUCGUUAAACUGUGGAUUAUUUUGGUUGUAAAGCUGAUUGAUGUGGAUAUUCUCUCAAGACCUACUACAAUUAGUUGUGGCUUUUUCCUUUCCCUCCCCAUUAUUUGUCCUUUACCCAUUGGCCUUCAAAUUUAACAGCUUAUCUUGUGCUCUGGUUAUAAUGUUUAAAACCCUUCUUUUGCAGUAACUACGAUUAAAUGUUUAUUAAUGUGUUUCCUUUUUAGAAACCUUUUUUGGAAACAUAGAGAGGGAAGAUCAAAGAAUAUUCCUAUACUAGGGAACAUGGGGCAAGUUUCCUGUUAAAUGUUAUAACUAGACUGCGGUUGCUAUUCCUUUAGGUCAUGGUGGACAGAGACACUGGUCGUCCUCGUGGGUUUGGAUUUGUAACUUUUUCUGAUCAUCGAGCUAUGGAUGAUGCAAUCAGUGACAUGCAUGGUCGUGAGUUAGAUGGUCGUGUUAUUGCAGUGAACAAGGCAAAGCCAAAAAUGGGUGGUGAAGAACCAGUUUAUGAAUAUGAUAGGGACUAUAUGUCAGGUGGCAGUUACAGGGGAGGAGAUAGAUCUGCAGGUCGUUCUGACUGUUUUAAGUGUGGUCGUCCAGGCCAUUUUGCUCGGGAGUGCCCUUCAGGUGAUGGAGGUGGGCGUUUCUCAUCUCAUUUUAGGGUUGGCAGAAGUGGUGGUCAGGGUGAUCGCUUUGGGAUAGACCAUUUCAAUGAUCGAUUUGAAGGAGCACAUUAUGGAGAAAGAUAUCAGAUGGACAACAGAUACAGCCAGUAUGGAAACCGUGAUCGUUAUAACAAUGAUAGGUACAGUGAGAGGUAUCCACUAGGCCACGAUAACUUUACAGGUGAAAGGUACAUGGAGCGAGGUCGGAACGGGUAUGGAAGAGGCAGAGGUUAUUACAGGGAUGGUGGUCCAAGAGGUGGUGGUGACAGGUAUGGAAAUGUAGGAGCAGAGCGUUAUGGCAGAGGAAGCUACAGGGAAAGGCCUGGCCCUUAUGAUCGUCCUAGAAGGGGAGGCCACCUAGCUUCUUAUGAUCGAUACUGAGCAGGGCCACACCAUGGCUUUAGGCUAGGAAGGAAAAAAUGUGGUGUUUUAGUUAUUAUAUAAAUAAAUAUUUAUUAAUUUAUGUCAACAAUAUAUUUUAUUUAUAGUUA
Ziziphus jujuba (common jujube) is the source of this 2421-nucleotide messenger RNA. Its product is annotated as glycine-rich RNA-binding protein RZ1B. NCBI's taxonomy places the organism in Eukaryota, Viridiplantae, Streptophyta, Magnoliopsida, Rosales, Rhamnaceae. Gene Ontology annotation, molecular function: zinc ion binding; RNA binding. The transcript is spliced from 3 exons. The coding region runs from base 1607 to 2311 and encodes 234 amino acids. The record is from RefSeq and is a predicted model, not a curated record.